AGCGCGAGGCCGCCCCGCCGGAAACACGAGGCCGAAUUCCAAGCUAUUGUCCCUCCUCGCCGGGGUCGCGCGCUCCCUGCGGAGGUCGCGGCGCCUGCCUUCCGCUAGGCAGUGGGCCCGGGCCCCCGCCCCGAGGGGUGGAAGAACCUAGGUACUCUCUCCCCCGCACUUGUUGCCUACAGACUUGCCGUACUCCGUCUCCCUUAAGCCCGCCUCUUUUCUGCUCUCCUUCGGGCCACAGAAGUGAAUAGACUCUUGUGAUUCCAGAUAGUCUUGGAAAAUCUCCCCAUCUCAAGAUCCUUAAUUUGAUUACAUCCUCAAAGUUUCUUCUACCAUCUCAAGUAAUGUAUUCACAGGAGCCAGGGAUUACAACAUAGAUCUCCGAGGAGCCAUUUUUCAGCCCACCACAUCAAGGAGAGCUAAACAACUGUGAACACAGCUGGAUUACACUGCAGCAUGCAGCAUGGUCAUAAACUCUAGCUACUGCCAACACUGAAUAUGCAUAAACAAUGCCAUCAGCUGAGACGCCAGAGGUGCCUUGAUUCCUCCUCCCCACAAGCAGGAAAGCAGAGGAGGCAUUACAAAAUGUGUUUGUUAUAAAAAGGGGGCAUUGGGCCUGAUAGAGCCCUGGCCAGUAAAAACAAGAUGAUGUACUAGUGAAAGUACCAUCUGAGGGAAGCGGAGUCUGUUUCCCACAGCUGAUGCACCUUCUAUCUUUCUGACCCUGUUUUGUGCUCCAGGAGGUAGUUCUACAGCCUCCAUCAACAGGCAACUCAUCCCUCUGGGUCUCAGGACCCAUAUAUCUGUAAAUGUGCCCCACCCCUCACUCCCAUUGAACUCAUCCUAACAGCACCUGGGCUGAAACAUUAACCUAGACCAAAGGGGAGUGAGGCUGAUUGAUGGAGUAGAGAUCGCUGUUGGUAAAGGGAGGAGUUCUAGAGUGGAUGUGUUGAAGAAUGGACAGUGCAGCUGGAGCCUAGAGAGGGAAGGGGUGUAUUCACAGCCAAUGAAGAACACCCACUCCAUUUUUGGAUCUGGAGCCAGAAGCAGAACAGCGAAGAAUUUUCUUCUCAUCUUGGCAGGUGUUUGCUUCAGAAUGUACACGGAAGACGAGGCUAAGAAAAUAGGAGUGGUUGGCUGGGUGAAGAAUACCAGCAAAGGCACUGUGACAGGCCAAGUGCAAGGCCCAGAAGAUAAAGUCAAUUCCAUGGUCCUUUUGUCAAAGGUGAUGGCAGACACUAUGACAGUGGCUAAAGUCACCCAGAAAAAGUACAGAGAAAGCAAGCCAGGCAAAGGCAUAGAACUUUGUGGAAAACUUAUUUUUAAGGGGAUGUCCUGGCUGAGCAAGGUUGGAAGUCCCAGUUCUCGCAUCGACCGCACGAACUUUUCUAAUGAAAAAACCAUCUCUAAAGUUGAAUACUCGAAUUUUAGUAUCCGAUACUAAUAGAAGUAAAAAUUUUAAUGCUUACAUUGCACAACAAACUCUAUAUAUUCUUAAGUCUAUGUACUAGAAUAUUAGUAGCAGAGUAAGUUAAAAAAGGAACUCUGUUCUGAAAGCUACAACACAGUAUGUGUUACUAAAAAUGUCUGACACUGAAAUAGUUUUACUCAACUAUGUUUUUAAAAAGUAAAAACUUAACAUUAUAAAUGUCAUUACAAAACAUUUAAUAUGAAUAUUUAAACUUGUGUCUCAUGAAAUCUUUGAUGAAUGUCCUAGCAAACAUGUCAUUUGGCUAGGCAUAAAAUAAAGCUCAUAAUUUAAAAAUUAAGUAUUGUUUUCUGAAAUGAAUUCUAAAACCUUCUGCAUAAUAAUUUGUUAUUUUAGUUGAGUAAUUUGUUUAAUAUGAAGAACCAAUAGAUAUAAAUGUAUGAUGAUCAAUAUAACCAUAAAAUAGUAUCAAUAAAGAGUUAAUUUUUAAAA
This is a messenger RNA of Canis lupus familiaris (dog), 1921 nucleotides long. RefSeq names its product acylphosphatase 2 (gene ACYP2). Gene Ontology annotation, molecular function: acylphosphatase activity. The record is from RefSeq and is a predicted model, not a curated record. NCBI's taxonomy places the organism in Eukaryota, Metazoa, Chordata, Mammalia, Carnivora, Canidae. The coding region runs from base 1007 to 1444 and encodes 145 amino acids. The transcript has 10 exons.